AUGAGUACAACCUUCAGCUCUUCAUCUCGUGCAAGCUCAUUACCACCAUCACAACCUACGAGAGAGCUGAAGGAAACACCUACAAUGACAUGGACGACAGCGAUGUUCUCGUUUCCCCCUUGUGACUCCCACCCGCCCCGUGCAGUGAUUACCACUUCCAAAGAACAUCCCAAAUCCUGCGAGACAUGGGUUUCAUUCCCAUCGUCGGCCAACACAAGCCGAGUAAUUAACCAUGUGCCCGGCUUUGACGAUUUCGUAGAGCUCGUUACUUCAAAUCCCGAACGUAUUGCCCCUAAACACACCACGAACUUGAACAUGCAUUCGUUUCCUCGAAUCAGUACGACACGGCGCUUCCAGUCCCAUAGCUCUAAGCCCUUAAGACCAAACCCCGCUUGGCCAGUCUCCCAGGCACAGACGACUUCACUUGCCCGCUCUGGCUGUCAAAAGACGACAAUGAUACCGGCUGUGUCACCUUUGUGUUCGGCCGUUCAAAACCCUCCGUUGGGUAAUAGAUUGGUCCACCCUUCACCCCAACAAACCCGAUACCCAAACCCUCAACAGGCGCUUUGUAAUCGCCCCCCGCCCCCCAAUAACAACUAUGGCACGCUAUGA
Molecule: messenger RNA, 612 nt
Organism: Rhizoctonia solani
Lineage: Eukaryota; Fungi; Basidiomycota; Agaricomycetes; Cantharellales; Ceratobasidiaceae
Exons: 1
Coding region: 1-612 (203 amino acids)
Source: RefSeq, a predicted model, not a curated record